CACCGCCCAGCCUUUGAUUUUCAACCCACUUCCCAAAGACCACCAUCGUGACAAACCGUGAACUUCUAUCCCGACCGUCCGUGCUUCCAUAGUCUAUUCCCAGGCAUUGUUUGGUUAUCGUUAUCAUCAUUCCAUCCCUCUUUAAAAGAUCAAUACCCACUCCGACCUUCACCUCCGACCGUCUGACAAUCUUCCCAAACACCCGCCCGCCUCUUGCCAACAUCCCAUCAAACUACAAAUACCACUAUUUUCCUCCCGAGCCCCCGAUCUUGCGCACGAGAGGAAUCUUCGUCAGCAUUUUACGUGUCGAUCCCUUGACGAGCCACCACAACAUAUCUACUUCACCACCACCGCCACCACCAACGAAGUAAAGUGGGCUUUUCCAGCGGCAGCCCAUUUUUUCUUUUGUCAACCUCCGCCACCGGCACCUCGCCUUCACUUCCGUAACCACAUUGUGCCAUGUCGUACAGGACAACAGCGUCGGGCGCUACAACGCGCCUGAUGAGUGAGAUGAAGACGCUACGAAAGGAGAAGUGGAUUCACUUUGAAGAUGACGAUUCUGCGACCCUCAACAUCCUCAAGUGGCGCUUCGGCCUCAUGGUCAUCAACCCCGACAGCGCCUUUAACGGGGGGUACUUCCGGGCCGAGAUGGUAUUUUCGGACGAAUACCCCUACCAGCCGCCCAAGUUCCGCUUCCUGAUCCCCAUCACCCACCCCAAUGUGUAUCCGGACGGCCAGCUCUGCAUCUCGAUCCUGCACACACCCGGCGAGGACCUAAUGUCUGGCGAGCAGGCGAGCGAGCGUUGGUCGCCGCUCCAGGGCGCCGAGAGUGUGCUGAGGUCGGUUCUGUUGCUGCUGGACGACCCUGAAAUCAACAGCCCCGCCAACGUAGACGCGGGCGUCAUGUACCGCGACCGCCGAGAGGAUUACAACAAGAAGGCCCGGGAAACGGUGGAGAGAUCAAAGAAGGAUAUCCCGCCAGGAUUCGAGAUGCCGGUCAGCUUUGAGGAAAAGCCGCCUCCGAAGGCGGAGAACGACGACGACUUUUGGGCCGAGUCGGAUGAGGAGUUUGACUUUGGUGGUAGUGACACCGGGGAUGACGACGAGAUGGAGGACUUUGAGGACGGGGAGGAAGGGAGCGAGGAUGACGACGACGAUUCCAACUCCAAGCAAUAGACGGACUUGCUUGCUUGCUUGCUUGCUUGCUUGCUUGCUUGCUUGCUUGCUUGUUGUUUCUUCAACAGCAGCAGCAACCGUUUUUGUCGUCGUUGUCAAGCUGGGAUGGAUUUGGUCCGGGUCAGGAUGGUGAUGAUAU
Messenger RNA from Neurospora tetrasperma FGSC 2508, 1315 nucleotides. RefSeq lists its product as uncharacterized. Bases 460 to 1176 code for a protein of 238 amino acids. Gene Ontology annotation, molecular function: ubiquitin conjugating enzyme activity. Gene Ontology annotation, biological process: protein polyubiquitination; proteasome-mediated ubiquitin-dependent protein catabolic process. The record is from RefSeq and is a predicted model, not a curated record. The transcript has 2 exons. Lineage: Eukaryota; Fungi; Ascomycota; Sordariomycetes; Sordariales; Sordariaceae.